GCUUAUAUUUGACGCACAGAGGGGGAGGUCAACACAACCGAAAGCAGUGCAGUUCGGAUCUGUGAGGGUUUACUUUAAUCUUCUCCACCAUGAGUUCUGAAGAAACUGUAACAGUGAAGACGGAGGAAGCAGCAGCUGUUGGUGGUGCACAAGCAGCUCCAGGGAACAGAGAGUGGAAGGUGAAAUGAAGAAAAUGAUUUCAGCUGAGUGCUGUAAGUUUAUUUUACUUCCUGACCUGUCUGUGUUGUCUUACAGUGUCCUAUGGGGGACCGCCAUGUACACAGAGAUGACCUGAGGAAGGUUUGGAAAGAGUGCCAGGAAGAGAGCUUUUGGUACAGAGGUAAUCUCUCCAAUCAUGCUGUGCUGUUGUUUUAUCUAUCGAGGAAACAGACAACCUACAAACCUGUCAUGAACAACGCAGUCAGGCUGAGGCACGACUCAUUUAUCAGCAACCUUUUUAGUCGGAGCGGUGUGUUUACAUUUUUCCUCGUGACCCCAAGACCACCACUGCAUGUUAGAUUGUCUUAAGGGAGACUGGCUUGUUCAUGCUAUAAGUAAAUUUUCCCCUUUUUUGAAAGAUUGUAGUUGUUGUGUGCAAAAGUGUUUGAAUUCCAGUCAAUCACUUCUUUGGAUUGGGUAGGGCAAAGUAAGGAGUGUCAACACCUAACCUAAAUGUGUUUAGGAGUCUACAUAAACACAGCUUUUAAAAAAUGACCUGCUCUAACACAUGAAACAUAACAAACAAGAGAUUAGUGCGAUGAAAGACGUGCACACCCACAUAACCCAACUACAACUGUCAGACCAGAAAUACUGAAGCAAAGUGAAAGAUUCUCACAGCAUGCAGCCAGACCAGACAGUUUUAUCUCCACAGACAAUAUUUAUAUGUCAACACUAUUUGUAACCUCUAUCUAUGUCCUCACACUCACUGCAACCAUGCAGCAGCUGCAUACGAGCAUGCAGUUAUCUAACCAUGAAAUGGCAACUAUCAGUUUUUCCUGGAUCAGAAGGCGGCGUCUUUGACUGAAACAAGGUGGUUGAAUUGUUGAGUACUACCUCUACAGAUCAGAGUUCAGUCAGAUUACACACAGGGCAAUAAAUGUGGUAGCAAUCAGACAGGGGAAGUGAGUCACAGCUGGCCAAGGAGCAGAGAAAGCCAGCUCACCAGCUAAAAGAAUAACAUCAUAUUUAUAAUUUAAAAAAAAGCAGAGAAUCCACAGCUUCACUUAGAAAUGGUUAUCAGUAUGAGAUUUAAAAUUUUGCCUGUUUUUUUUUGUUCUCAAACAGGGCAUGUCCAGCCUUUUUUGCAUGCGGUGGCCCAUCUGGAGCACUGACUCAUGCUGGUGUAGCAUAAAAUAUGAACAAUGGCUAUCUACCAUAUCUGUCUUUAUUAUCAAUUAAUCAUACUUAAUGACUGAAGGUCAAAUAUGGUAUGCAUGUUACACCCACACAUCUUUUCUAAUUUCCACAGUAUCUUAACAAGAAAGGUAACACACUUAUUGAAAGACACACUUUUAAUACCUUUUAUGCCACAUUAAAAGUAAGCUGUUUCUUAUACACCAGUGCCACCAGUAUUCCUCUUUGUUGUGCAAAGCAUGCUGGAUAAAAACUGAAGCAGACCAGUGCCACUUUUUAGUACUUUACUGCCUGUAUUCAAUCAUUAUCAUGCAUUAAAGGAAAAAAGCUUGUGAAGUUUUGGUUUGAUUGAAAAGAUUUCUCAAUUUAAGUCAGCAAGUGACCUGUGAAAGUGGUUGGUACAAGUGUCUGUGAUUAGGUUGCAGGCAGUAAGUCUGUCCAUACUUCACAACUAGCAACACGACUGUAGGUUGUGCUCAUCAGCUGCAUGGACAUGCAGAUUGUGAUAAACGGAACUUAGAAGAGUUAUGCAUCUAAAUAAAAAGUACAUUUUGCUGAACACAAUGGAUGUGUGUUCAGUGGCACACAGUUUUCCUCUCUGGCAGGCCCUCACAAGACUGGGUCCAAGAUACCAGUGUGACUUUUACUCCAGAUUUUACAGUCAAUCUUUUGAAAUGAAAGUGAAAUAUUGUGAAUGGUAAGCGAUUGUCAGCAGUCAGAUCCUAGCUUAAAAUGCUUCCUGUAGAGUGGUGGUGGCCUUGAAGAACAAGAAACUCCACCAUGCAUAGUGUGUAUGAUUCCCAUUUGUGAAGUGCCUAUCAAUGCCUAUUCUUUUGCUCACAACAACUACAAUCUUCUCAACCUCCCGGCCCUUGAAUUUUGUGCAGCUAACUCGGAAAUACUUAGGAAAUAUGUUACUAGUUUGUCCAUUUGAUGCUAAGGUAAAAGCAUGUUGGUGUAUGAUAGCUGCCUCCAUGAAAAGAGACAUGCUCCUUACACAGAUACAAAAGGCUCUAAUUUAACAAAAAGCAGUUUAUAUAUUAAUGCAGUGAUGCACUGAUCCAAACCUACUUGUGCAAAAUAUUGCUCACUUUAUUCUUGCUGAUAUCACAGAAAUUCCUGGCUCAUUAAAAGAACAAAAGAAACAGUUUUAGGUCUGAAGGCCUUCGUGUCCCUAUUUUUAUUUAUUUUGAUGAAAAAACCUUCUAUCCCAUCUUUCUUCUGAAAAUUGUAACUCUUUUUUAUCUGUUGCAGCAGGAGUUUAUGAGUUCAGGCUGUUGUUUUAUAUUCUACAUUAUUUCUUUUUUUUUCUAGCUCUUCCUCUCUCUGUUGGUAGCAUGAGUGUGACCGGUGGUCUCAUCUACAAAGGUAAAACACCAGCUCUUAAACUCUUGUCAUUGUCAUUAUGACUUAUGCAAAGCAGUAAUAUUUAUCCUGUGCAAUCGCACUUUAACUUUAUCUGUUAAUGCAGGUAUUUGGAAAUCAUCAAAAACUCUUGGUCCCUUCCCAAAACUAGCAGGUGUGUACCGAACAGGAUACAAAAAUCUUAAAACAACUGAACAGUCAGUCUGUAGCCACUGAUCCUGAACCAUGAUUGUUUUCUUUCAGUUGCUGGGAUCCUCGGUUACGCAGUGGGGAAAGCAUCUUACAUGAGAACUUGUCGGAGCAAGUUUCAGGAGCUCGGCAUCAAGGAUGGACCUGGAUUUGGGCCCUGGUCUGAGGGGGGACCAGGCGGUCGUGGUGGACCUUGGAGAUCUGGUCCUGGACACAGGCAAGAAAUUGAUUCAAUUCAAAUAGAUACAUUGAUUAAACUCUAGCAUAUUUUAUCGUUCUUUUUAAAAAAUCUAUAUUGUAGACACUUGAUCAUGUGUUAAGAGAACAAGUCACUUUUUUAAUGUCAAAAUCCCCAACAAAAGAAAAGUGUCUUUAUUAAAACCUGAGACAUUAUUCCUUCCUUUACUGUUACUUACCUCAGGUACAAGAACUCAAUAAAAAAUCUGUCAGUUUCUGUUAGGAUAAAUUUCAGACCAAUAUUAUCAGCUCCAGUAAUUGUGUCUCAUGCCCAUUUGAGUCUGUAUUAGGUAGGGAUAAUUUAUAACACCAGUCCCUUCAUAAUUGGCUUUCAUAGUUUUGUGGUUGAGUCACCAAACCUGGUCUAAAGUCCUUAGGUUUGAAGUCUGAGUCACCAAAGAGGAAUCGCAGUCAAGUCCGAGUUCAGUCACCAUCCCCUGAGUCAGAGUCAAACUGGGUUCUCAUCAUCAUUAUUAUUUAUUGCAAAGAAUGUUUGACCCCAAAUCCUUCAGGAUAAAAGCUUAGACUGACUGUGUGGGACUACUUGGACUAACAAAAAACACAUUUCAUUCAUCACCUUUAGAUUCUGCCUGAUCCUGCAGAGUGUCUGAGUAUUGAAGUUAUCAGUGAAGUUACAGUGUUGUGCAUCAUGCAUACAUGAGCAUCACCCUCUAAAUGGGAGAUAGCUCAUCAAUCUUUGUUCAUUUUCUUAUAUUAAGUAUUCACAGUUUUAGAAACUUAACCAUCUCUCUGAGCAUUUUGGACUGAUAUCUGUUCACUUUGGAGUUUGUCUCCAUUUCUUCCUCUUUUAAAUUAGGAGAUAUGUUGCACUCCUCAUGCUGUUAGAUUUUUAAAAGAAAAACUCAAAGCUCCUGGUGUGGCUUCAGGCAUACUGGAAGGAAUUGUUGCCAAACAAGACAACACUUGUGCCAAACUGAAAAGAUAAUCUGGGCCAAAAAAGAGACAUAAAACAGUCUUUGUCAAUGUAACCUUCAAAGUCCCCCCACCAGUCUGUAAAGACUGAGAGGGGGACUCUGAAAUUUAGAUUGACAGUCAGUCAUUGCACAAGUCCAAGUCCAAGUCACUGCUGAAUCACCCCCUAUAAGGCUUUUUUUUAAAUCAAAAGGGCCUUCUUGUAAAUUUUAACAUUUUACUCAUGAUGCUUUAUUUGUUCAUUGUAUUUAUUGUGUCUUCUAUCCAGCCCCUGUUUUAAUUGCUUUGAGUAUUUGCUUUUUUAUCAUUUUAUCCAGCUCUUGUCUCAAUUUGUCAUCUUUUUAAUUGGUAUGUCUUGCUACUUUGGUUUUGAUGAGUGCUAUAUAAAUACAGGGUGAAACUUAGGUUUAGAUCGGGCCAUGACUUUUGAAGGAAACGAUUCAUAAACACAUACUCUGCACAACCCUUAAAAGAAGGAUAAAACUUGUGCUUUUUUUUUUUCAAGUGUUAAAUUUUGUUAUUUAGUCCAAAAUACUGCUAACAUGGUGAUACUUACUUGAAUAAUUUUUUGAUAACUUUAUUUUGAUAAGACUCUAUAAAAUAAGGAAAAAUUACCUCUUUUGAGUACUGAUGUAAUGAAAUAUCAAUGAUAUAUAUAUCAGUGUAUAUAUAAAAAUAUCAACGAUAAUGUUCCAAACUUUAAAGGCUUUGUUGUAAUGGAGUAGUAGUUGAUUUAUGAUGGAGGCUAAUCAUAGAUGCCUAAGAUAAAAAAAAAAGUAUGCUUAUGUGAAGCGAUAGCAGACAAUGUCACAUUUGUGCUUCAACAUUUUUUAUUAGACAAAUCAAAAUAAUACAUUUAAGAUAAUAAUAAAUUUAAGAUAAAUUUGCGAUAACAGUGAGCCUCUGCGUGUCAUUAACCAGUAUUUUAUCCCAACAGAUCCUGCCAUCAUGUGUGUGAGGAGUGCAAGAAAAAAGUUGAAGCUGCACCUGCACCUGCACCUGCACCUGCAGAAAAAAUCUAAAGGUAAAUGAAUUUUAUCUUCACAAAAACAUAGUGUGCACAACCUUGAAGCGACUCAAAACAAUAAUAGCAUCAUCUGGCUAAAUUGUUGAGGUCUCCUAGGACUUAAACAUGCAAAAAGUGAUUGUUGAUGACACCUGCUGCUUGUUAAUGCACAACUCUGCACGCUAAAAUUCCCUAAAGCACUGUUUGUUUUAUAUUUCAGUGAAGACUGACUCUCCUUCUGGAUUCAUCAAUGCAGCUUUACUUUUUCUUAAAUGUCAUAAUUUUGCAUAUGGAGUGCCUAAAGUAUCAGUCUGAUACUGCAUAUGAUCAUUUUUUGCCUUUUGGUUUAAAAUAGUUCCCAUUUCUGACACUAGGGGGUACUGCUUACCCACACUGUCAUGUAUUCGUGUUGUGUUUUUCCACUUUGAACAAGCACAACUGCAGAAAAAUAAAAACUGCACUGGUUAUGAUAUAAACAUUUAUUUUUAAAGAAUUGUGUGGUUAUUUUAUAAUUGAGUUUGUGUUUGCUGCUUCUUGGAAUAAAUGGCUGAUCUGAAAAUACAGAA
Molecule: messenger RNA, 5649 nt
Organism: Xyrichtys novacula (pearly razorfish)
Lineage: Eukaryota; Metazoa; Chordata; Actinopteri; Labriformes; Labridae
Source: the annotation of a GenBank genome assembly